AUGCGCCCAUAUAGAUCUCAUCUCCGACCGGCCUGUGUUCCCUGCCGAAAGCGCAAAUCCCGCUGCCAGUCCGAUGAAUCGGGCGAAGCUGCUUGUCUUAUGUGCCGAGCCCAUCGCACUGAAUGUGUAUAUCCCCCAAAGUUUAGAGUACUAGAUCCAUCAUCGACUCCCAAAUCAAGGCGACGGGCAAAACGAGACUCCCGCGCCUCGGUUGCUGAAACCCCACGUGACGGCUCCAACCCGGGACCUGCGUCAGUGCUAGAUGAUUCACUUAUUGAGCAGUCCACACUGAGUAUAGGACCGGACCCAAUACCCACACCAACUCAUGAAUCUAUUCAAGAUACAGGUGCAAGAAACGCAGCCCCGGUUAUCUCUCCAUUGGCAUCGAGAAGCACAGAGUGGCCACCCCAACAAGAUGCUCAACCUGAGGAGUCGCCAUUGGCACUGGGAUCCAACGAUGAACAGCAGCAUAAUCUUCAUAUAGUUGGACCGACAGUAACAUCCGAUAACCAGGUAUUAUCAGACUACCUGUCUGCAAUGCCUAGUUCAGCAAGAGGGUCGCGGAUUGUCAGACCAGUUCCGGGAAACAGAUCUCGCCCUGUCCUAUUCACCAUGGUACAGAAGCGACCGGUAGGAUUGGACUCAAAUCGCACUUUCCCUGAGGAAAGACUCCAACUCAUUGAGAAGAUACUGGAGCCUUUUGCCAGUGAUGUUCUAGAUGUUUAUUUCGAAAAGGUCAACUCGUCCUUCCCUCUACUCGAUGAAGCGCAUUUCCGUAAACAGUACAGGGAGAAGAAAGACAGCAUAUCUCCCGCGCUACUCAGCUGUUUAUACGCUCACUCGAUAAUCUUCUGGAAUAGCUCUCCUACCCUGUCUCGCCACAGGUGUCCCGAUGGACGCUUUAUCUGGAAUCUUGCUACCGAAGCCAUAUACUCGCAAAUCCACAGGUCUCCCGGUAUAUCUGUGAUUGAAGCUGCCAUCUUGAACAUUGGUGGGCGCGAAGUGACUUCUCUCAUUGGCAAUGGGGUUUUGUUCGCCUCCUCAAUCGCAAUGGCGCAUUCGUUAGGUCUGAAUCACAGCCCAACACCAUGGGAGAUCCCACAAUCCGAGAAGAAUCUACGGAUGAGAAUUUGGUGGGCACUUUUGAUUCAUGAUAAGUGGUUGAGUUUAGCUCAUGGAACACCUCCCGUCAUCUCCUCCAGUCUGAACGAUGUGCCUAAACCACUUGCGGAGAACCUCUGCGAAGAAGGUGCAUCAUCAGACAAAAUGCUCAAAGCUACCAUAUACAUCGCUCUUGUAGGGCUUACGGACGUUUUGGACUUGCAUUUGAGGCAUGUCCAUCAACUCAGAAACGCGGACGAUCCUAGACGCACGACACGCCUAGAACUAGCAUUGAACAGUUGGGUCGAAAAUCUUGGUGAUGACAUCCGUCGGGUCGUCAUUCGUGGAACGAAUCUGGCAAUUCCUGGCGCCGCAAACUUGCGCCUGUCGUAUUUGACCGUCAGACUGUUAUCCCAGAGAAUUGACCUUGAAGAAGAGAAGCGCAUCCGAGAGGCUAACGAUAGCCGCCUGUUAAAUUGCUAUAUGCAGGCUAGAAGAACUGCAGAAGAUAUCCUCAUUCUGGUGCAGGAGUUACAUGCAGAACAUCUUGCAGACUUUUGGCUUCCAAGCAGCGCCUUUGCACUGUCCACGACAGUCAGCUUCCUUCUUCGGUGCGCUCUAGAGACGGAGAACUCUACUUCAGGCCUCGUUCAAAGCUCUUCAUUAAAGAUUGCUUCCGACCUCUUAUCUACUCUUCGGUCGCAUAAAGAGAAACAUGCUUGGGAUCUUGGCGAUAUAUGUUUGGCUCAACAUACCGAAGUUGUGGAAAAGCUUCUGGCGAUUACUCCGCCCGAAGAUCCGAGUGCAGAAGAGCCACAGGACUUUUCCAACUUUUUUAUGUCUGAUGAUGCGUUUCUUGAUCAAUUGUUUCCGAGCUUGUGGGAUCCGUUACAAAAUGUCUGGUAG
This is a messenger RNA of Fusarium venenatum, 2007 nucleotides long. RefSeq names its product fungal-specific transcription factor domain-containing protein. Gene Ontology annotation, biological process: DNA-templated transcription. Gene Ontology annotation, cellular component: nucleus. The record is from RefSeq and is a predicted model, not a curated record. Gene Ontology annotation, molecular function: DNA-binding transcription factor activity, RNA polymerase II-specific; zinc ion binding; DNA binding. NCBI's taxonomy places the organism in Eukaryota, Fungi, Ascomycota, Sordariomycetes, Hypocreales, Nectriaceae.